Molecule: messenger RNA, 3592 nt
Organism: Anopheles cruzii
Lineage: Eukaryota; Metazoa; Arthropoda; Insecta; Diptera; Culicidae
Gene: pain
Product: transient receptor potential cation channel protein painless
Exons: 6
Coding region: 511-3297 (928 amino acids)
Biological process (GO): monoatomic ion transport; transmembrane transport
Cellular component (GO): membrane
Molecular function (GO): protein binding; monoatomic ion channel activity
Source: RefSeq, a predicted model, not a curated record
CUUCCCGGAACGGCCGUUCGACCGCUCUGCCCAAUGCAAUUGUGGAAUCAUUGUGAGCUCUGUUAGAGGAAAGUGCGUUAGUUCCGAUCUGCCACGCGAUGUACGUGGGGCGGAUAGAAUUGGAAACCCCUCGAGGCAUUCCCCGGCCAUAAGCGGUCUACAGUGUCGAUCGUCAACCGUGGUGUUAGUCUGGGUGCGCGAUCGACGCAUUAAGCUGACUGGACCGUGUCCACAUAUGGAACACAGUGGCUACUCGUUUCCUGUCGCAUCUCCACCUCCGUUGCCGUACUGCAGUGCUCACCCAUCGCGCCUCAUCGUGCCGUUGCCACGAAUCCACCGUGAUCAAUUAAAACCCCAAAUCGUGCAGUAUAUAGAGUCGGUUCCGGUGUCGUGCGUUGUGCUUUGUGCUAACUAAAAGAGGGUAUACUUUCGGUUCGGAGUAUUGGUUGAUGGUGAAAAGUGCGUUUAUUGUUCGUUCCUGGGACUGGGUUUCAGUCAUCCUUCAGCAACAUGAGCUCCCAAAAGUUUCUACACUUGAACCUGAGCAGCCCGCAACACGCCCUCAGCGCUAGCUUCGAGGCAAACAAUCUGGCGGAGUUUAACCGGGCGCUUCGCAACGGGGCCAACGUGAACGUGCGCGAUCGGGACGCUGAGUAUUCGCUGUUCGAGACGGCGUGCCUAACGCCUGGAAAAAAGGACUUCAUAAGGGCGUGCCUCAAACAUGGGGCCAGCAUCUCGGAGAGCAAUCCUGUUACCAAAGAGUACCCGGUUCAUCUGGCAGCGCUGUCCGAGGACAGUGAUAAUCUAUCGGUGCUGCUCGAGAACCAUCGACUGUUCGUGGACCAAAAGUUUGAAGAUCGGACCGCACUGUAUCUUCUGUUCGAGCGCAUCUCAAGCGAUAACUGGGUACGAGUGUUUGAGUGCAUCAAGCUGUUACUUAAACAUCAUGCCAACGUGAACGCAACGAACGAAGACAACGUGUCGCCGGUGUCGCUGCUGGUGACGGGGAACGAAAGUUGGCGAAAAGAAAUUUUGACCUAUUGCCUCAACAACUACAGUGUGAACGUGGACUUUCGCCGCAAACAGGCCCGCAAAGCGAUCGAAAAGUACUUCCCGGACGUAACGAUUCCCAUCUACGACAUGGAGACCGUCACGGUGGAGCAGCUGAGAAGUAAACUGUCCGCCGGUACGGAGGAAGAAUUCCUUAGGGCGUACGCCAAAUACGGCACCCAGCACAAAAGUCAGCCCCUGCGAGAUGACGAGCUAAGGGAGCUGCUGGCCGUGGCAGUGUACCGGGCGAAGCUGGAAGCCGCGAAGAAGUUGGUGGAACCGAAGCUCGUCAACGGUAGUUUGGCGGCCGGUGCUCAGUCGCUUCUGUCCGGGCUGCUGGCCAAAUGCUGCAACCGCGGCAGUGUGGCAUUGCUGGAGUGGUUGCUGCGUAUCAUACCGAAAGAGGACGCGGCGCUGGUGAACGAGGAUCCGCUGCUAUCGCUGCUGGUGAAGCAGAUCGAUGUGUACAAGGACAAGAACAAAUGUCCGUUCUUCAGAAGCAUGAUCAUGCUUUUGAAUGACCCUCGAAUCGAGAUCGAUAAACCGGACAGUGUGACCAAGCGGACUGCACUGCAUUUCGCGGUGAAGUACAAGAUCGACCACGCCCAGGAACUGCUACUGUCGAAGGGCGCCUAUCUCGGCGGGGAAGACAUGUUCGGGGAGCUUCCGGUUUGCGAGAUGGAUCCCUUCUUGCUGGAAAAACAUCUUGAUUCGUGCGUUUCGUCCAACGACCGGAAGCCCGGGGACGAGGACUACGAAGUGAAGAUCGAUUUCUCCAACUUGACCCCACCGGUUCACAAACCGAACCAUUCGGAUCAGACGCGGGCCCAGCUGGCGAAGGCCUAUGCUAUGCCCUACGAGGACGAAAUGUUGCCCAUCGUGCGCCUGGCGCAAUCGUCUGACACCAAACGGCUGCUGCGGCAUCCCGUGGUUUCCAGCAUACUGCUGCUGAAGUGGCUCAAGCUGAGUAUCUUCUUCUACAUCAAUCUGCUGAUUUGUACGAUAUUUUUCGUAUCGUUUACGCUCUUCGUGGUUUUCUGUUACGGACGGGACGAGGCCCGUUUCAAGCUGUUCCUUCACGCCCUGUCAUUGGCCGGGCUGGCGUAUCUGGUCAUCCGAGAGCUCGUUCAGUUCUUGCUAAACAUGCGCGUCUACAUACGGUCGGUGGAAAACUACAUGGAGAUACUGCUGAUUCUGGCCUCCAGCACGGUGCUGCUGCACGAGUUUGGCGAAGAAACACGGCGCGUUGCAUCGGCGUGCGUCAUCCUGCUGUCGGCGUUCGAGUUUACGCUGCUGGUGGGCACCCUGCCGUUGCUGUCCAUCUCGACGCACAUGGUCAUGCUUAAGACGGUGUCGAAAAAUUUCCUCAAAUGCUUGGUACUGUACUCCAUCAUCUUGCUCGCGUUUGCAUUCAGUUUCUACACCCUGUUCCGGGUGGACGGUUCGAAACGAGCGGACAGCCCACCGGCGGCGGCGACGGAUUCACAAGCCAGCGGCCAGAAAAACGACGCCGAUGACGACGAUCAGUUCAAUCAGUUUGGUGAAAUACCGCUGGCUCUCAUGAAGACGGCUGUUAUGUUGACCGGCGAAUUCGAAGCAGCCAACAUCAAGUUCAACCAAUCAAGCAUAAGCUAUUUCGUGUUUGCACUGUUUUUGUUUUUCGUGUCCAUCGUGCUGUUUAAUCUGAUGAAUGGCUUAGCAGUCAGUGAUACAACGACUAUUAAGGCCGAAUCGGAACUGAUCGGCAUCACACAAAAGGUGUUUGUGAUUUACAAAUAUGAAAAUGCUCUAAAAACUUCCAAGCCGAUUCGAUGCAUCACUGACCACUUGUCGUGGUUGUACCCUGCCAACAGUUUGCAGCUAUUUCCAAACAUUGUGCCUCUUCGGCACAUUUUGAUUAAACCGAACCAAUCGAACGCCAUUUUAAUACCGUCGCUCGUCAACCGGGCCGGUCAGCAGGACCCGGAAAAGGGCGCGAUGGAGCUGGAGAAAAAGUCCGAAAACGAUCAGCUGCUGCAGCAGACGGACAAAUUCGGUACCCAGUGUUGCAUGCCUUGCUUCAACCGGAACAUGGAUGGCAAAAUUGUGAAAUAUGCGCUGGAAAUUUUGCACUCGCGCCAAGAAAACGUGGGCUCGAUCGAGUACAGAGUUUCGCGCAUCGAGCAGAGCAUCGAAAGGGUGGCACAGGAGCAGGCAGAGUUGAAACGGAUGUUAGAAUCACUGAUCACGACACUAUCUACGAAAUGAGUGUUCAUGCGACGGAGACGAGUGCUAGCCAUUUAAGUGCAACGUACUGGAGCCAGUUAUUUAUCGAGCGUGUUAUGUACGCAGGGUUCGAUGUUUUUAAAACGGAUUAGCACUUCCUCGUAAUUUUGUACCACUUAACGAUACUUACCUCACAGAAAGUAGUACGCGCAGGCCAUUAUUUUUAGUGAACAUGUUUAGGCGAAGAGUACGUGCGUACCAGUUGUUUUUAUCUGAAAUCACAAGUAUCGAAAAUAAAUUAUUGCUUCUGUUAACAAAUAAAGUAUUUUUAUCGCUG